AUGACCUCCCCGUCACUGGCGGCCACCACCCCAGCAGAAGGGUGGGGACCUGCCUCCCCCCUCUCUCCUCUCGCCGCCCCCGUCUUCCCGGGCGACGACGACGGCAGCAAGGAGGUUGCGCCCAGGAUGGAGGUGCAGCAGAGGGAGGACGAGGCUCCAGUCGUCGUCGAGGAUGUCAUGGAAGGCGAGGACGAGGAUGAAGACGAUGACGACGACGAAGCUAAUGCUGAUGGGUCGGUGGACGUGCGCAGGCUAACCGAGAGCCCCAAUCCCUCCAGCCUGCCGGAUGCUGCACCGGCGCCGGCAGCCACCGCACAAGCCCCCGCCGUCCCCGACGCCUCAAGCACCCUAUCUCCCUUCGAGGAUCCCUUCAUUCCUGCCCGUAGCUUCGCGGGGAGGUCCAAGCUGCGUCGCUGGGAAGAGGACUCCAUCUCUCUCGUCUCCGACUCCGACCUUGAGCGCUCACCUCCGGGCCCUUCCUUGCCCGACCUCGAGCGUCCCCAGGUUGGGGCUACUUCGGUCGCGGCUCCUCCACCCUCUGGCGUGCGCUCAGUCGUGGUGCAGGGGGCGCCCCCAUUUGGCGCUAGCGGCAGGAGUCGGCGCCGCCGUAGGAGGCGUCGGGGCCGCCCUGUGCUCGUCCACGGCCUACCCCUAAGCGACCCGGAGCGCCAGGGUGCGCGGGACGUCGAAAGCGGUCGUCCGAGGGUGCCUGUGUUCCAACGUCUCAGCCCGCGGCGCCGUAUCUCGGCCCCCGACGUUGAUGGCUGGAGGGAGAUUCUACCGCGCGGUGCGGAUUCGCAAGCACGCCCGGCUGGUCCAAGGCCUCAGUCUCGUCCAGUUCUGCGGGAACUCGUUGGGCGCUGCUUCAACUACCUUGGUCCCGACCAUGUUGCCGCUGCUUGCCGCAAUUGGUCCAGGUGCCUCCGGUGUGGGGGUGAGGGUCACCAUGCAUGUCGAUGCUGGCGUAAACGGGGAGCGACCCGUGGACGACCUCUUCGCCGGUCCUCUGAUUGGCCCCCCACGCACCUCCUCGGGCGGUCGCAGUGGAUGUUGCUGAUGGACGAAGCCCCCAAAAUGCCAUCUUCGCCUGGGCGUUCCUGUGGGUCGCUGGGCCUUGACGCGGAGCAGGCCGGUCGAGAUGUGGCGGAAGAUCCGAUGAUGGUGGAGGUUGUUGCCGCGCUCCCUAUUAUCAAGGUAGCUGGAGCACCGUCUGAGCACGAAGCCCCCGGAACUCCAGCUUCGCCUGUGCGUGGUUGUGGGUCGCCGCACACGGAUAGGCUGGCUUUGGAUUCCUCUGGGGAUGGCGCCUUGGUGUCCUUCAUCGAUGCCAUCAAGCUACCGCUUAUGGUGUCACCGCCUAGGUUGCGCAUCACCAAGGACCCCAAGGCUGCUGAUGAUGGCGAUUUCGUCCCCAAGCGCAUCGCCCGUUUAGCGGCUAAGAGCAAGUUCAGAGCAACGAAGCCGGAUGCCUAG
Messenger RNA from Miscanthus lutarioriparius, 1473 nucleotides. The record is from the annotation of a GenBank genome assembly. Lineage: Eukaryota; Viridiplantae; Streptophyta; Magnoliopsida; Poales; Poaceae.